Apis dorsata (giant honeybee) is the source of this 1583-nucleotide messenger RNA. RefSeq lists its product as uncharacterized. The record is from RefSeq and is a predicted model, not a curated record. Lineage: Eukaryota; Metazoa; Arthropoda; Insecta; Hymenoptera; Apidae. Bases 954 to 1562 code for a protein of 202 amino acids. The transcript has 3 exons.
AAAAAAAAAAAAAAGAACGAAAAAUACAGUGUUGUUUAAUGGAACAUCACGCGCGUCUCAUUAUUAUCAAGCUCCCAUUCCUUUCCAGGUUGCUCGAUAGUUAUACAUACAAUUAAUCGAAGAUUUAUUUUCUACAAUGCUUAUAACACAAUGACCGCUUUUAUGAAACAUAUACUUUUGAGAAAGAAAGGUGUAUUAAUUUUUUAUAUGUUAAGACGAAGAGAUUUAUGUAAAAAUUGAUGGAUUUAUUGUACACGCGAUAUAAUACGUUGUAGACAUGACAACAUUAAGAAUCUGUGAGAUCUUUUUCGCUUGUUUGUAUUAUUAGAUUGUACAAAGCGUAAUCUAUAAUGUCAUAAGUACACGUGGAAGAAACGAAAAAAAAAAAAAACAUUUUAGAAAAAAUGCAUAUAAUAUUUAUGCGUAUUAAACAAACAAUUAUACAUACAUGUAUAUGUAUAUGAAAUUUAAAACGAAGAAACAUGAAUUCUUUAUAUUCAUGAAUUACGGAUAAUAAAUAUAAAUAAGUGUACCUUAUUGUGAUUAAAUCGCAGGCACGUUAAGCGAAAUCGGACAUUUUCGUGGAUUUUAAUAUCUAAUAUAGGGUUAAACUAGAUUCAAGCGUUUAAUUAUAAGCAGUCUAAGACUCGCAAUAAAAUAAAAAAGAAAAAACUGCACGAAACAAGAACUAUUAUUAAUUAUAUCUCAGUAUAAAAAGAAACUAUUUUGCACGAAGUAUGGCCAGGAAUAUAAAAUCCUAGUAUUUUACUAAUGUAAUCCUUUUGUACAUAGAACUUCAUUCUCUAAACCUUUAUAUAAAAAAAAUUGUUUCCAAAUAAAUCAUAGUCUUAAAAUUAAUCUAUGUAUUUUUACUUAAUUAUUCAUUACUAAGUUUUGAUCAUUUAUUUCUUAAUCACAAUGUAUAUAUUUUCUUACGUUUGAAACGAAAUAGCAUGCAAUGCUAUUCAUUUGUUAAUGAUAAUAAAAAUUUCAUUUACAAAUUUUUUUUUCAGAAAAUGAAUCCUGAAAGUUUUAUCAAUAUGGAUAAUAAUAAUAUGGACAAAAAUAAAUAUGCACAAUUUAUUCAAAGAAGACUUCAAAGAUUACAAUCCAGGAAUCAUGAUUGGAAAAUGUCGUACAGCUUUGUUAAAACUGCUCAAAAAAAUAUAGUUCUACAACAUAAAUCAAAUAUUUUACUCUAUUCUUAUAAAAAUAAAUUAAAAGAUGCUUGUCCAGUUCAAAUACAAGCAUUAAAACAACACAUUCAAAAGGACUUGGAGCCUAAAUAUGAUGAACCAAAGUCUAUCGACAUUGAUUUUGAUGAAGAAGAAAAAGAAGAAGAUCUAGACGUUCAUCCCAGUGAAUUAACAGUAGAAUUACCAAAAUUAAAAACAUGGGAUAUGUACAAACAAUUGGUAGAAGAAUCAUCACGAUUAAGACCAAAAGUAAAAUGUAUUCCUGAACAACCAGUAAUAGAUGUCUCAAAAUUAUCAAAAUUUUAUUUCAAAUACCAGUAUAUUCAUCAAAUAUUUACUACUUUAAAAAAAUCUUUAAUUUUAUAAUUUUUUAUUUUUAAAAUCAUA